Rhagoletis zephyria (snowberry fruit fly) is the source of this 906-nucleotide messenger RNA. The record is from RefSeq and is a predicted model, not a curated record. Lineage: Eukaryota; Metazoa; Arthropoda; Insecta; Diptera; Tephritidae.
AUGAAGUUUUUUCUAUGGCUGCCGGUUUUGGCAGUUUGCUUCUGUUCCGCCUCUGCCAAGGUCGGCAACGACCCGCUCUGCGGCAGCAAAGGCCCGCCCACCAACCCGGAUGGACGCAUCGUGGGCGGAGAGGUGGCCGAACCGCACGAAUAUCCCUGGAUGGCCUCCUUUCAGGCGUACAAGCCCUCCGAGGGUCGGCUGACGCACAACUGCGGCGCCUCCAUUCUCAACGACCGGUGGAUCAUCACCGCCGCCCACUGCGGCGUCAUUAUGGGCGGCAUUCGGCCCACCAUUGUUGUUGGAAGCUACAACCUCACCUCCACCGGGCCGCUCGAGUCUGCCCGCCAGUCGUUGUCCAUCGAGAAGUUCAUCACUCACCCAAACUUCAGCUCCUCGCACGACUACCUUGCCAAUGACAUUGCGCUGAUCCGCCUGGCGACGCCCAUCGCCAACCUGAGCACCGCCCCGCAGUUGGGAAGCAUUUGCGUUCCAGAGAAGGCUAAGAACGCCGGAAACGAGUUCGUCGACAGCAUUGCCACCGCCUCAGGCUGGGGCGUCACCUUCAGCGGCAGUGCCACGCCGCAUGACGUCCUCAUGAAGGUCUUUCUGCCCAUGGUGGCUGUGAAAGAGUGCGCCGAGGUUUUUCAGACCUCCGAGGAGGACACUAAAACGAUGCUGUGCGCCUUUGCCAAGGGCAAGGACACCUGCCAGGGCGACAGCGGCGGCCCGAUCGCCCUUAAGAUUGACCAAAAGUGGACGGUGAUUGGACUGACCAGCUUUGGCCGCGGCUGUGGCGGCUCCACGCCGGGCGUCUACUCUCGGGUGGCCCUCUUCAGCGACUGGAUCUGGGAGACCAUUGGCCAGUACAAGAACGGAAAUGAGGAGAAUGGCAAUCAAAGUAGCUAA